This is a messenger RNA of Didymodactylos carnosus, 594 nucleotides long. The record is from the annotation of a GenBank genome assembly. NCBI's taxonomy places the organism in Eukaryota, Metazoa, Rotifera, Eurotatoria, Philodinida, Philodinidae.
AUGGGGAGAGGGGGCCGGCAGCAUGAGAUUCUCAAAAGUCCGAAUGAAACUGAUGGUAGCAUCAUUAGUCCAUCUAGCUUUAAUAAUAUUGUUGGUCUAAAAUCACGCUCCGGUGUUAUCCCAAUUUCACAUAAUCAAGAUUCGGUUGGCGCAAUGGCAAGAACAGUUAUAGAUGCAGCUAUUUUACUUGAAGUAAUUCAGGGCGUAGAUCCACAUGAUCCAGCAACAUUAGAUGAUAAUGCCGUUCGUCAUCAUAACUAUAGACAAUUUUGCCGUGGUAUCAAUGGAUUUCGUGGUUUAAGUUUAGGUGUUGUGCGGAACUUAAACUAUACUGCUAUACCUCAGGAUCAAUUACGAACAUUCAAUAAAGCGAUUAAUUUAAUAGCAAAACUAGGUGCUAAAAUAAAAGAUCCAAUAAAUUUUGAGACAGCAGAUUAUUUCGUAUCUGGUACAACCGAAUUGUUAAUACUGGAAAUAGAUUUUAAGCGUGGCACUGAAUUAUAUUUAAAAACAUUACAAAAUACAAAUAUGAAAACAUUGAAAGAUUUAAUUGAAUUUAAUAAUCAAAAUUCAGAUAAAGAAUUUUCACAAUAA